UCAAUGAACCAGUGGCUCCUAUCUUUUGUAAAAGAUAAGUUAAGAUAAGUUAAGAUAAGAUAUUUUUGGUAUCUUUUUGGUACCUUUUAUCUUGUGUUAAAUUCAGUUAAAAUUAAGUAUCUUUAACUUUAGGGUAUGAAAAUCAAUGGUAACUUUAGCCCUAAAAGAUAAGAUACUUAAGAUCCCAUCUAGCGGUAGAAAAAUGAAUUACUUUGAGGGAUGAAAUUAGAAAAUUUUAAGGCCAAGGCUGUCACUAUCAGACAGACUUCAGACUUGUCUGAAGUCUGAAGUGUGAAGUCUGCAACGUCCUGAUUCAGGAAGUUGCAGACUUUCAGCCAUGCUUUUGCUUUCAGCGAAUUAGUCGUGAUUUUUUUCGUCUGAGACUCUGAGUCUCUGUACUCUCUGAGAUUUUAAUAUUCUGACAGCGUAAUUUUAUUUUAUUUAUUUGUUAUCACAUUGCGUGUGAUCUAGUGUUUGCAAAUUCAUCCCAAGAAAUUCAGCAAUUUGGCUAUUAAUGGUAUUCGUUUUAUACUGAUACUGUAUAUAUCAGUGUCUAUAUCUAUAUACAGCAGUGUUUGUUAUGUUAUCUCCCUGUCGCUGACUUGCUGAUGGAACUUGGAAUAGUGAAUUAUCACUAUCAGGUUAGUCAGGGCAUUGUGAACCUCAGUAGCCAUCCUAAGAUCCUAUAGGUCCUACAAGUCAUAUACUGCCAUAGCCAUGGCAUCCAGAGGAAACAGGGCAGUAGGAAGAACACGGGGAUCGACAGCUUCAAGAGGUCGAGGCAGAAUCUCUGUGGAACUGGGAGAAGAAAACCUUAUUGAAAUCGUAAAUGAGAUUCCUAUCUCGCAUGCUCAACAGCAACUAUUGGAUGAGGAAAGGGAAGAGAGAGAUGAUGAAGCAAUGGAUGAUGCUGAGAAUAACACCACAGUCAGCAAAGCAACUGAGCCUCUACCUCCGCCCGGAAAUCCCAUAUCAAUAUUUACUGUUCAGUCCUGGAAGUCAAAGUGGAGAAGAGAUUUUUUCACAGAUUGGCGUUGGGCAGAAAAAAGGAAAGGCACUGGCCAUCAAGUUUGGGCUCGAUACAAAACUGGAAAAUGCCAAACAAACAAAAAGCCACACUACUACAUUGGUGAACUUACUUCAUUUUCUAACUUCGAGAAGCAUCUAAGUCUCUGUCAUUCUGAAGAAUACAGCAAAUACAAGAAACUUAAAAGUGUGAAUGAUUCCAGUUCGAGCCAAGCAACCCUACACACAUUUCAACAGUUUCGAAUGACCAAAGACCCACAGAAGAAAAUUGAUCUUGAUCUUGAUUACGCUGUAGCAAAAGACAAUAUCCCAAUCAACAUUUUGCGUCGGCCGAGUUUUCGACAAUGGAUUCACUCAGCAGUGCCUGGAUACAAACUUCCAGGAAUCGAAAGAAUGAGAUACAAAAUAAUACCCGACAUUGUUCACACAACAAGAGAUAAAUUGAUGAAGAUCAUCAAGGAAUCUACGUCGUUCACAAUCAUUCUCGACAUUUCGUCGUCGAAAUCUAUGAUGGGUUAUAUCGGUUUUACCUGCCAUGCCGUCACCAAAACAUUCGAGCGAUACACCCUCUUUUUUGGUGUAAAAAGAAUGAUCAGUCGGCACACAGCUGAAAAUAUUUUAGCGGAAUAUGAGCAAUUGCUUCGUGAUUGGGAAAUCGAUCGUUCGUUGGUACUAAUGGUAAAAACUGAUCGUGGAAGUAAUAUGGUGGCCAACACCUUCUUGAAUAGCAUGCCUGGCUGGAAUAAUGAAGAAGAAUUUUCCGUCAACGAGGAUGUUUCUGCUGAUUAUGAUGAUUCUCAGCCUUUUACGAGUGCUUCAAACAUUCAAGAUAGAGUAAACAGUCAAACCCUUCAGCAAAAUGAGCGUAUGACCGAGCUAGAAAUUGAAGAUUCUUCCGAAGAUGAACCACUUUGGUUGUUGCUACAGGAGUUAGGCAUAACAUUUUCAGAGGCCGGUGUUCACGACAAUGAAGAUGGCAGAGAAUAUCGUGACUUAGAAAUACAACUAGAAGAACAUAUGCCUUCUAAUGAAACUACCACAGAAGACCCAGAUGAAUUUGGCGAUGCAGUUGCAGGCCUAUAUGUUUUACUUAAAAGACUUCGCUCUGACUGCGUAGCCCACAAGCUUCAGUUAGUGAUCAAGGAUGGUUUUAAAACCCUGAGUCCUGAAGCAAUUGCCGUGAUCGCUCUCGUAAGUAAACUGGUUAAUUCGGCAAGGAAAAGCAUGCUCGAUUCGGAUAUGAUCUACAAUUCAGUGGGCUUUCGCCUGUCUAAAAAAAAUUCCACACGCUGGAAUAGUACGUUAUAUGAACUGGAAAUCUUCUUGAAGGCAAUUGAUAGUGAUCCAACUCUUCUCUCGCGACUUAACGCUGUAAAAAAACAUGGAUCUUUAUCUGCCUAUCACCAAAUUUUGUUGAAAGAAAUAAUUGGCAUUCUGAAGCCAUUUGAAGCCGCCUCCAAUGAUUUCCAGGGAUAUUUUGAAACAAUUGGAACUGUCAUACCAGCAUUUUUGGGUUUGAUGAAUGCUCUUUCCCUGACAAUCAAGGACAGAAAUGGAGUGAAGAUUGCCAAUCCCAAUAGCCGACUUGCACCAGUAGUAAAAUAUUGCAAGGUUUUCGUGGCUGGAUUGCAGGCAUCUCUAGAACGACGUUUCUCAUUUAUCCUACGAGAUGUACACUACGUUUUGGGUUCAAAUUUUGAUCCACGAUUUAAGUGUGCUUGGAUAAAACAAGCUGGAUUGAAUGAAAAGGCAGUGUUAAAUGAAGUUUCUUCUGAAAUUAAAAUAAGAUGCGAUCUGUUGCGUUCUAGACAAGCAGCCAGCGUUUCUACGCCGAAUCAACAAGAUGAAGCUCGGGAUGAAGUUCAGCAAGACGUAGUAAAACCUUCAUCAACUCGCAAGAGAAAAUUAAGCCAGAGUUUAUAUUCAACAGUAAUUGAGCCACCAAAAUCUCGUUCCCUGAGUGGCCCGGCCAAAGUAUUGGAGGAGUUUGGGAUUUAUUUAAAAGAACCCAUCGUAGCUAUGGAAGUUCUAGUGAAUCCAGUGGAUCCCGACAGUGAACUUUGCGUCACUAAGCCCCUCGAGUAUUGGAAAUCUAAUCAGUGUCGUUUUCCAAUACUAAGCGAAAUCGGAAGAGAUGCUGUUAGCGUUGCAGCAUCAUCAGGAUGUGUUGAACGGGCUUUUAGUGUGGCCAGUGUGCCCACUUUUGGUGAUUUGUCACCAUUUUGGUGAUUUCGGGCUGUCUGAUGGUGUUCAAAUGGUGUCAGAAAAUAAUGGUGAUUUUUGUAUUUUUUGGGAAUUUUUGGAUAUAAAAAAAAAAAUUAUUUAAGUUGCUCAAAUUUAAGGUUUAGAUUUUAAUUUUUAAAAUUUUAAUUAACCAAACUUGGCAACCGAUGGGGUAGUUGUAGCUUGUACCUUGUAGGGAGUUGUAGCACAC
Daphnia magna is the source of this 3460-nucleotide messenger RNA. RefSeq lists its product as uncharacterized. Bases 718 to 3255 code for a protein of 845 amino acids. The transcript is spliced from 8 exons. Gene Ontology annotation, molecular function: protein dimerization activity. The record is from RefSeq and is a predicted model, not a curated record. NCBI's taxonomy places the organism in Eukaryota, Metazoa, Arthropoda, Branchiopoda, Diplostraca, Daphniidae.